CUGCGGCCCGCGCAGAGGGCCCUGUACCGGGACGUGAUGCGCGAGACCUACGGCCACCUGGGCGCGCUCGGACUCCCGGGCCCCAAGCCAGCCCUCAUCUCUUGGAUGGAACAGGAGCUAGAGGCCUGGAGCCCCGCCGCCCAGGAACCUGAGCACGGGGAAAAGGGAGGAGCUCCGAGAGGAAACGCGGCCAACGACCAGAAGGAAAGAGCCGGAGUGGAAGGAUCCGGAGACGAGCCGUCGGAAGGGCUGGUGAAGCCCAGUCCUGACCCCACUCCCCACCGAGCCCGGCCGAGGGCACAGCCACCCCUGCUGAAAGCUGCCUGGGACCAGAGCACCGGCGCGCAGCCCGCGGCCCCGGAGCCCAGCGCGGACGCCCAGGCCAGCCAGCGGCGCCACGUGUGUGCAGACUGUGGCCGGCGCUUCACUUACCCCUCGCUGCUGGUCAGCCACCGGCGGAUGCACUCGGGCGAGCGGCCCUUCCCCUGCCCCGAGUGCGGCAUGCGCUUCAAGAGGAAGUUCGCUGUGGAAGCCCACCAGUGGAUCCACCGCUCCUGCUCCGGGGGGCGACGGGGCAGGAGGCCCGGCAUCCGAGCUGUGCCUCGGGCCCCGGUCCGAGGUGACCGGGACCCACCGGUGCUGUUUCGACACUACCCAGACAUCUUUGAGGAGUGUGGAGGAGCCUCCCUGAUCCAGCUCGGAGCCCUCCACGCCCCAUGCCCUUCUUUCCUCCGCGCCACUUUCUGGCCAGAUUCCAGAGGCGAAGAGAAAAGACACAGGGAAGAGGUUGGGGCCCUGGAAACGGCCCUUUUUGUGGCAGCUCGGCCACCCGAGCUGAAGGCUCUCAAACCCUCUCCUGCUGGGUCUCCUGACGGCUUGGAGCGCCCACCCAGGGCACCUCGCCGCGGCCGCCCCCCACUCUGUGCCCACCCUCCUGUCCCGAGAGCAGACCAGCGUCACGGCUGCUAUGUGUGUGGGAAGAGUUUUGCCUGGCAUUCCACCCUGGUGGAACACCUCUAUACCCACACGGGGGAGAAGCCCUUCUGCUGCCCUGACUGUGGAAAGGGCUUCAGCCAGGCUUCCUCGCUAAGCAAGCAUCGGGCCAUCCACCGUGGGGAGCGACCCCACCGCUGCCCUGACUGUGGCCGGGCCUUUACUCAGCGCUCUGCUCUUACCACCCACCUACGGGUCCACACGGGUGAAAAGCCCUACCGUUGUGCCGACUGCAGCCGCUGCUUCAGCCAGAGCUCUGCCCUCUACCAGCACCAGCGGGUCCACAGCGGUGAGACCCCUUUCCCCUGCCCGGACUGUGGCCGCGCCUUCGCCCACGCCUCGGACCUGCGGCGCCAUGUGCGCACCCAUACGGGCGAGAAGCCUUAUCCAUGCCCGGACUGUGGGCGCUGCUUCCGGCAGAGCUCCGAGAUGGCCGCCCACCGGCGAACCCACAGUGGCGAGCGCCCCUACCCCUGUCCCCAGUGCGGCAGGCGCUUUGGCCAGAAGUCUGCCGUGUCCAAGCACCAGUGGGUCCAUCGGCCUGGUGCCGGUGGGUACAGGGGCUGCCAGGGGGUCACUGGGUUGCCGGUGACCCUGGUUUCUGGCCAAGGGACCCUGGACCCACCCGUAGGCUUCCAACACUACCCAGAGAUAUUCCAGGAGUGUGGGUGACUGGCUCGAAGGUGAGCAGGUAGGUGAAGGUGAAGAGUUAGACGCUGCCUGAGGCCCAGGGCGGGCCUCAGGGCCUGAGCCUCCCUGGCAGCCUCCAAGGAGGAGGAUGUCAGGACUCUAGGCAAGAGCUGGGCAGCUUGCCUGAUGAGGUCAGUCUUGUCCGCAGCCAUCACCAGUUUGCUGCCGCUGUGCUAGGACUGCCCCAGACUCGAAUCCCCAUUGGCUGAUGAGGCGAUACCCCCUGCUGAGGUAGGGACCCCCGCUGGCCUCCACUCUGGGGAAAAGAGGCUGCUCAGCUCAGCAGGUUAGAGAAUUGGAGUAGAAGAGGGCCUUAUCUCACCUGUUGUCUCCUUUAUUGCAGAAGCUAAAAACAGAUGGCUCACAUACUGAAUCAACCUUCAGCUGACACCCUGUAC
This is a messenger RNA of Echinops telfairi (small Madagascar hedgehog), 2081 nucleotides long. Its product is annotated as zinc finger protein 764. The transcript is spliced from 5 exons. The annotation marks the transcript as partial. Gene Ontology annotation, molecular function: DNA-binding transcription factor activity; RNA polymerase II cis-regulatory region sequence-specific DNA binding. Gene Ontology annotation, biological process: regulation of transcription by RNA polymerase II. The record is from RefSeq and is a predicted model, not a curated record. NCBI's taxonomy places the organism in Eukaryota, Metazoa, Chordata, Mammalia, Afrosoricida, Tenrecidae.